UGUAUUUCUGGUACUUGACGGAAGUACAACCUGUACUCCCUCAGUCGUAUUCGUUACGAGGCACCGUUUAAAGGACUGUUAAUUAAUCCCCUUUCAAAGAACACUAUGAAUCAAGAGAAGCUCGCCAAACUUCAGGCACAAGUCCGGAUAGGUGGAAAGGGAACGGCUCGCAGGAAGAAAAAGGUUGUUCACAAAACAGCAACAGCUGACGACAAAAAACUCCAGGGCUCACUGAAGAAACUGGCAGUGAACAACAUCGCAGGGAUAGAAGAGGUAAAUAUGAUCAAAGAUGACGGAACGGUGAUCCACUUCAACAACCCCAAAGUGCAGGCGUCUCUGUCUGCAAACACGUUUGCCAUCACAGGCCAUGCUGAGCUCAAGCAGCUGACAGAGAUGCUGCCCGGCAUCCUGAGCCAGCUGGGAGCCGACAGCCUCACCAGCCUGCGCAAGCUGGCAGAGCAGUUCCCACGGCAACCGAUGGACAUGAAAGCAGUCAAGGAGGAAAUUGCAGAAGAAGAGGACGAUGAUGUUCCAGAUCUGGUGGAAAACUUUGAUGAAGCCUCAAAGAAUGAAGCAAAUUGAUGAAGCCUUUUUCCACCUCCAUCAACCGUUUUAAUGUUUACCUCUUGUGUACCCACAAAGGGCCUUUCCUCUUGUGGGGUUGUUAAAAGGUGCAACACGUCAUCUCCAGAGACGUUGUCACCUCCGGCCUGUCACAACAACAUGCAGAUCCAAAAGGUUUUGAGAUAUGUGUUGGCUGUGAUAUCGUGGACACUCCAAAAAAAAGGACUCAAACUACUUUAGAUUACAGGUUUCUACAUGGUUAAACGUGGCUAGUAUUUAAGAGAUUGUUUAUGAAAUAACAAAGGUGAAGCUUGCUUUACUUAUAGUGGUGAUUUAUGAAUUUAAUAAAGCAGUUUUGGGUUA
This is a messenger RNA of Labrus mixtus (cuckoo wrasse), 927 nucleotides long. Its product is annotated as transcription factor BTF3 homolog 4-like. The transcript has 6 exons. Lineage: Eukaryota; Metazoa; Chordata; Actinopteri; Labriformes; Labridae. The record is from RefSeq and is a predicted model, not a curated record. The coding region runs from base 106 to 582 and encodes 158 amino acids.